AUGCCGCUUUCGUUUGAUUGGCCAUUUCCAGAAAGACCAUCAAUAUUUUAUAAGGCAAUUUCGACUUUAACGAUUGGCCUUGUUGGAUCAUUUAGCAAAUUUUGGAUGAAAUGUGCAACUUCAUUACGAAUUGAAAAUGGUGAAAUUCUUCGCAAUGCUGUACUAAAUCGAGAUCCAGACCGACCAUUAAUUACCGUAGCUAAUCAUCAUUCGUGUAUGGAUGAUCCAUUAUUGUUCGGAGCUACAAUGCCACUUCGUGUUUUUUGGAAUCGUCGUCGAAUGCGUUGGUCUUUAGGUGCUGAUGAUAUUGUAUUUACAAUGAGAAAGCAUCAAAUGUUUUUCAGUUUGGGUAAAACAAUACCAGUGACACGAGGUGAUGGUGUUUAUCAACGACCUAUGGAUUUUGCUCUCGAACAAGUUAAUCAAGGUGGAUGGAUGCAUAUCUUUCCUGAAGGAAAAGUUAAUUUAACGAAAGAACCCAUAAGACUUAAGUGGGGUGUUGGCCGACUUAUUGCCGAAGCUGAUAUUUGUCCAUUGGUUGUUCCAUUUUAUCAUCUCGGAAUGGAUUCAGUAUUGCCCAAUCAAGAGCCUUAUAUUCCUCACAUAGGGGAAAAAGUGAGCAUUUAUGUUGGUAAACCAUUAAUCUUCGAUGGACUUGUACAAAAAAUGAAAAAAGAAAAUCGAUCAUUGGAAGAAAUACGUAAAGCAGUAACUGAUAUAAUUCAAGAUGAAUUAUAUAAACUUAAAAUAAAAUGUGAAGAACUACAUCGACAACAUCUAGCCAAUGAUUCUUCUUCGUCAAGAGCAUAA
This is a messenger RNA of Rotaria sordida, 810 nucleotides long. The record is from the annotation of a GenBank genome assembly. Lineage: Eukaryota; Metazoa; Rotifera; Eurotatoria; Philodinida; Philodinidae.